Molecule: messenger RNA, 1350 nt
Organism: Maniola jurtina (meadow brown)
Lineage: Eukaryota; Metazoa; Arthropoda; Insecta; Lepidoptera; Nymphalidae
Exons: 9
Coding region: 1-1320 (439 amino acids)
Biological process (GO): sensory perception of smell; detection of chemical stimulus involved in sensory perception of smell
Cellular component (GO): plasma membrane
Molecular function (GO): olfactory receptor activity; odorant binding
Source: RefSeq, a predicted model, not a curated record
AUGCAGGCCUUAGUGGCAACAAAUUGGAAGAUUUACCUAGUUUAUUUCAACAAGAAGAAGGGAGAAUUUAAGAAGGGAGUUUUUGAGCAAGAAUACAAUGAUUACGCAAAGGGGAUUAUUGACGCCAGGGAGUUUCAUAAAAACUUUUAUUUUCUCUUAAAAGCGUUUCAAGUAUUGGACGGACCUAUUCCUAAAUACACUUACGUCGUAAAGACAAUAAUGCUGCUCUUAGUAUUUACUGCUUUGGGCCUACUCAGCUUGUCAUUUUACCAUGGGUUGGACACCUUCGAUAUACCCUUUUUGACAGAAGCCGGAAACUACAUUCUUAUAUUGUCAUACAAGUUGCUAAUUCAGUUUUGCGCUAAACUGCAUGCACAUGACUACCACAGAAUGCAACGCUCAAUGCAAGAAGACUUUUUGUUUAUAUGUACUAGAGGUGAAAAGUACAGGAAGAGAUUUUUUCAGCAUCAGAUAGAAACACGUCAUAUUCACAAAUUAACUAUAAUCUUCAUUAUGGGCGUUGGUUGUGGAAUGAAUUGUUUCUCAGCUUCCUUCCUGCUCUAUCAUCUUUUAACGCACGAGCCAGGGGAAGGCAAAAGGCCACUGCUAUUUCCCUUUUGGUACUUUGAAACAGAUUUCAGUAAGACACCUAUAUACGAAAUGGCAUUUAUAUUUUCAAGUACUUGCGUUAUUGCUUACGCAUUUAACUAUAUAUUUAUGAUCGGGACCCAAAUUGUUUGGGUUAGACAGAUAAUCUGCAAAGCUGAUAUUAUUAUAUGGCACAUCGAAGAUGUCAUGGUAGGAAUACGACCAACGAAUAAUACAGGGGAAAGGGAAGCUUUCGACAAUUUGAUACGACAACGAAUGAAGGACAUCGUGCAGCAUCACAACCUGAUGAACACCUUAACUGAGCAGUUCGCCCGGGUUUACAAGAAACUGUUGAUGUUUGAACAGGCACUUUCAGCGCCUGUAGUUUGUCUGAGUGCCUAUUCUGCAGCAGAGAAAUGGGAAGAGGGCGAAUUCAACGCAAUCCUGAUAAUGCUUUUAUUUGCUGCAGUCAUAUUGCUUUUUAUUCCAAGCUAUUUGUGUACAACUUUAUCCCUUAAGAUCAACUCUAUAUCUUACGCGUGUUGGAAUAUUCCUUUCUGGAAUGCUGGUCCCGUGAUCCGGCCUUAUCUGGUGUUUAUCAUGCAGAGAUCUCUCAAACCGCCCCCGCUUAAAGUUCCUGGCUUCGAGGAAUUUUCAAUGCAAACGUUUUCAAACAAAAUGGCAUCGGCUUAUUCUUUCUUCAAUAUGCUAAGACAAGCUAACAAGAAAUGAAACAUCAUAGUGAAGAAAAAAUAUCUUACU